UGAAAGGUUGUCCACUGCUCGGCGCUUCUACACAACUGUUUAAUGUCUAAAUUCGGCUUGAAGAGCUUACUUGGCACUUUCUGGUGACGAGAAAAGCCAUCGCGACGGUUCACUGUGUGCGGAGUCUGUCUACAGUUACUACAAGCACUGAUGUAGCAGUGUUGCGACAGUUGUGGUGCUCUCCCUCUACCUCUGGUCCCCAGUGCCUCACUGCAUGACCUCAGACAACCGAGAGAUCCACGAGGGGAAGCAGCCCCUUGCUCACCCAGGACCCUUUUCUCUGGACUCCUUCCUCUGGACUCCUGACUGCAGCCCUCAGUAGCCAUCGCAUCUUUAAACUCAUCUCCAGCAGAAGAAACAGCAGGAGUUUUUUCCUCACAGGAGCUGAACACCUCCACUUGGGUCAGUGGAGGUGUUGAAGAGCUGUCCCCCCUCUCUCCUGAAUAUCCUCUUUAAGAGUUUUUUUUUUUUUUUUUUUUUUUUUCUCCUGGUUGGCUUGAGUCCGGUUCUGCCGGCCGUGUGACUUUUCAAAACUGGGGCGCGAUUCAUGGGAUGCAACCAUGUCGGAUCUCAGUGAGCGCAGGCCGGUCAACACGGACUAUGCUGUCUCCUUGCUGGAGCAGCUUAAGUUCUUUUACGAACAGAAAUUACUGACUGAUGUUGUGCUGCUGGUGGAGGACACGGAGUUCCCAUGUCACAAGAUGGUCCUGGCCACAUGUAGCUCCUAUUUCAGAGCGAUGUUCAUGAGUGGCCUCAGUGAGAGCAAACAGACCCACGUCCACCUGAGGAACGUGGACCCGGCCACGCUGCAGAUCAUCAUCACGUACGCCUACACGGGCAACCUGGCCAUCAGCGACAGCACCGUGGAGCCACUCUAUGAGACCGCCUGCUUCCUACAGGUGGAGGACGUCUUGCUGCAGUGCAGAGACUACCUUGUGAAGAAGAUAAACGCUGAGAACUGUGUCCGCAUGCUGAGCAUCGGCGACAUGUUCAGCUGCAGUGAGCUAAAGCAGAGCGCAAAGCGCAUGGUGGAGCACAAGUUCCCCAUGGUGUACAGGCAGGAGGCCUUCCUUCAGCUCUCCCACGAUCUGUUGAUAGACGUCCUGAGCAGCGACAACCUCAAUGUGGAGAAGGAGGAGACGGUGCGUGAGGCAGCCAUGCUGUGGUUGGAGUAUAACAUGGAGGCACGUUCGCAACACCUGUCCUCUGUGCUAAGUCAGAUCCGCAUCGAUGCACUGUCUGAGGUGACGCAGCGCGCCUGGUUCCAGGGUCUGCCACCCAAUGACAAGUCUGUGGUGGUGCAGGGCCUCUACAAGUCCAUGCCCAAGUUCUUCAAACCUCGGUUAGGCAUGACGAAAGAGGAGAUGCUGAUCUUUAUGGAGGCCAUGUCAGAAACGCAGGGUGAUGGAUAUGUGAUGUCUGGGUCCUUACCUACCACAGUAGUGUGUUACAGCCCGCAGGCGGAGAAAGUGUACAAGCUUAACAACCCACCAGGAGACCUGCAGAAGGUGGGAACCCUCGUUACACCAGACAACGAUGUGUUCAUUGCUGGUGGACAGAUCCCUCUCAAAAACUCAAUCACUAACCAUGGAAAGAGUGGAAAGUUACAGGCGGUCUUCCGCUCCGUUGAUAGCUUCUUCUGGUUUGACGCCCAGCAGAAUGCCUGGGUACCCAAAACCCCCAUGCUUUGUGCCCGAAUCAAGCCCUCGCUGGUCUACUGCGAGGGCUACAUCUAUGCAAUCGGGGGAGAUAACGUUGGCGGCGAGCUGAACAAGCGCACGGUGGAGCGCUACGACUGCGAGAAGGACGAGUGGAGCAUGAUGAGCCCUCUGCCCUUCGCCUGGAACUGGAGCACCUCUGUGGUGGCGCACGACUGCAUCUACGUGAUGACCCAUGACCUGAUGUACUGCUACUUCCCCCGGGCUGACACCUGGGUGGAGAUGGCCAUGCGCAAGACAAGCCGCUGCUUCGCCUCUGCCGCUGCUUUUGGUGACCUCAUUUUCUACAUCGGCGGCCUCCACGUGGUCAGCAACUCUGGCAUCCGCUUACCUACGAGCACCAUCGACGGCUCUUCAGUCACUGUGGAGAUCUAUGACGUCAACAAGAACGAGUGGCGCCAGGCCGCCAACAUCCCCGCCAAGCGUUACUCGGACCCAUGCGUGCGGGCAGUGGUGCUGCUUAACUCACUGUGCAUUUUCAUGCGUGAAACCCACAUGAACGAGCGAGCCAAGUACGCUAUCUAUCAGUACGACAUGGAGCUGGACCGCUGGUACCUGCGGCAGCCUGUGUCCGAGCGCGUGCUCUGGGAUCUGGGCAAGGACUUCCGUUGUGCAGUGGGGAAGCUGUACCCCUCCUGCCUGGAGGAGUCCCCCUGGAAACCCCCAACCUACCUCUUCUCCCCCGACGGAGCCGAGGAGUUCGAGGUGGACGGGGAGCUGGUGACCCUCCCUCACGUAUAGCUCUUAUCCUCCCCUCCCCUACCUCGCUGACUGAACCAGGAAUCUGUAAUGCAGAGGGACAAACAUGAAGGGGGGGCAGUUCGGUUCUUUAAGAUAUGAAAGGGUUUGACGUUCUUUGUUUCAUGGAGGGAUCUCUGGACUUUGGAGGCUUGCAUUCGCUCUAGCUGUUGCUGAUGAACAAUGCAGCCCAAAACAUGUUUGAAAAGACGCCCCUCAAAAAUACUAGUAAUCUGAAUUUUUUUUUUCUUAUUUUGUCAGUUGUGACAUCUGUUAGAUAUUAUUACAAGUCUGUCAUACUGUUUCUACAAUGUGAUAAUCUAAACGUCGACUGAUUUUGUGAUGAUGAGGAUGAUGAUGCACUUAACUGGUAAACCUUCUCGGAAUGACAAUGGCAACUGUACCAAAAUCCCCCAGCCCCCCCUCCUCCGAUCAUGGCUUCCCUCUCUUCCCCCUCCUCUCCUCUUUUUCUCUUCUCUCACCACUGAUAAAGGAAUACUCAGAAGAAAAUCAUUUGAGUAUAAAACAUCACCUGAGGCUUUAAAGACUAUCUUAAAAGUUAUGAGCUUGCUCCUUUGUGGAACGUAGGAGUUGUAGUCAGCCUGGACUCAAAGACUCGGUAUCAAAAUGCUCCAUAGAAACCUCUCAUAGCACUCAUGUAGCAGUUUCUGCAGCAUGAGUGCUAUGAGAAGUUUCUAUGCAUGGUUUGAUGUUGAGCUUGAUGAUAUAUAUAUUAUUGACCCUGGAAAUUGUGGUUUGACAAGUAAAUUUGGCAAAGGGGUCCAAUUAUUUUACUUUCAGCCACAUCUCGUGGCCUUCAGUGGAUACACUUUGCUUAGUUUUUAGGGAAAUGGUUUAGUGGUUGUCACGUGACAAACUCCAUCUGUUAACUUUUAAAUGGCCAAGAGAAAUGUCGGAAAGGUCCAGAAAAUUUCUAGUAAAUGGACUUGGUGCUUUUGUCAAACUACUGAUAAAUAAUCAAUAAUGAAACUUUAAGCUGAAUUAUUGUCACAUGAUAAUUAAACCAUCUCUCUGACAAGUGAGAAAACUCGAUCUACUGAAGCCACGUUGUGGUUUAAAGUUCUGGAAAGUUACUGGCAAUUGGACGUUGUUCUGAGAACGUUUUGUCAAAUGUUUUGAUAAAUUUUGAUCAGGGCUGUUUCUACAGAUAAUUUGCAUUUAUAAUCAAUCUGUUCACUAUUUUUCAAAUUGAUUGAUUUAUCUUUUAGGCUACGAAAUGUCAAAAAAUGCCCUCCACAAGUUUCCAGAGCUCAAAGCUUACAUCUUUAAAUAGCUUGACCUUUCUAACCAGCAGUCCAGAAGUCAAGAAGUUUUAAAUUUACAAAAUUGUUAAACAAAUCCUUACAUUGAGAAGCCUGAACUAGAGAAUGUUUUGCUUGAGAAAUGACUGCAUGGAUGCAGUGUGACUGGUGUGCCGCAGCAGAGCACAUCCCUGUAUAGUCAACUGAAGCUGCUUCACUGACUGCGCAAGUCAAGCUUGCCAGCGCAGGCAUAGAGCUGCUCAACACACUGCUCGAAGCUGUUAUCACAUGACAGAUUUGUGUAAAAAAAAAAAAAAAACAAGUACAAUCUGUUUAAACAUUAUCACACCUCAUUGUACCAGAUUGAUGCAUCCUGUAGUUAAAACGAUCCAGUUUGUUGCUUCAGUACCCCUUAUGAUGCUUCCUAACCCUCAAUAUGCACACAGUGAAGCUGGCACAGCAGGUUAAAAAAAAAAAAUAAUAAGAAAAAAAACGCGCUCCACCUACAUGACGUGUUGUGUAUUUUGGCCAUCACAUGUAGAGCUGAAACAACUAGAUUGGUGUAAAGACAAAAAAUUGGCGAUAAUUUGGUAAGUGUUUUAUUUGAUUUGAACUAAGGUUACUAAUUGAGCUAUUACGACUACAUUUUAUAGAUUAAACAGUCAAUAAUGAAAAUAAGUGUUAGUUAGAGCUCUACUUAAACGAUUCUGUCUAUUAACUUAUCCUUGUAGCACAAGUUUAUAGACAUGUUUUCUUGCUGUGGUUUUGGGUUUCCAUUUGAAUCCAGGCUAAAUACAAUUACCAUCCUCCACAAAUGAGCAAAAUAUAAACAUUUCAGAGCCACAUCUCAAAGCUUACAAGUAUUUGCUAGAUUUUUUUGAGUGUUCCUUUAAAAACCGGAUCCACACAUUUCUUCUUCAACAAAAAGGCCCCACAGACGAGAGGAACAGAGGCCGUAGUUUUUGGGAGGGGUUGGAGGGCUGACGGGGGAAACAAGUGAGAGGCGGAGAGGGUUUAAAAAGAGGGUGGCUGCAGGUCCGGCCACCUAUCACCUCUCCUCCUUCACCGCUUUGCCCUCCACCCCAACUCUACUAUAGCGCCUCCGCAGCCCGUCUGUCAGUCUGUUUGGACACAGGUCUUCCACACAGCCAGCAGUUUACACCUCACUCCAUCUGUCGUCACAUGAUCUUUUGUUUUUCUUUCCACGAGGGUCUCUGCAAACACACAACUCCACUCUCAUUAGGUUUUGGGCUCAUGCUUUUUUUUUUUUUUUUUAUUUCCAAGCUGCUGAAAUAUAUAUAUAAUAAAAUAUAUAUUUUUCAUAUGUUUAAAAGACAACUGUUCUAGUGUGGGGAAAAUAACCAGGUCUAUUUUGUAUUAGUGUCUUUUUUUAAUUUAAUAUUAAACAUUACUGUAGUGUGAUUGUGGGUAGAUAUCCAUUUUCCUAUCAGAUUUAAUUUUUCUUGAGUGAAUAUUGAGGAAUCUUGCUGCUGAUUGGUUGUGAGAGGAGAGGGCUGGCCCACGGCUGUUGCUACGGAAAUUGUUCCAGCAACCACUAGCAGUAGUGGAGAGGGCGGGUUGGGGUUGGGGAGGGGAAGGGCGGGGGUCUUCCUCCUACCUUUAAAAACAUGAGCACAGGUGCUUCAUGACAAACCUUACUAGCAUGUUUGGCUGCAUCAUAUUCCUUUGGCACUGUAUUUUGAAUGAACGUUAAUUUAUUAAAAAACAUACCAAAAACGUUCCUGAAA
This is a messenger RNA of Epinephelus lanceolatus (giant grouper), 5466 nucleotides long. RefSeq names its product kelch repeat and BTB (POZ) domain containing 2 (gene kbtbd2). The record is from RefSeq and is a predicted model, not a curated record. Gene Ontology annotation, molecular function: protein binding. NCBI's taxonomy places the organism in Eukaryota, Metazoa, Chordata, Actinopteri, Perciformes, Serranidae.